This is a messenger RNA of Plutella xylostella (diamondback moth), 761 nucleotides long. It is a transcript of the gene mRpS11, whose product is annotated as mitochondrial ribosomal protein S11. The record is from RefSeq and is a predicted model, not a curated record. NCBI's taxonomy places the organism in Eukaryota, Metazoa, Arthropoda, Insecta, Lepidoptera, Plutellidae. Gene Ontology annotation, molecular function: structural constituent of ribosome. Gene Ontology annotation, cellular component: ribosome. Gene Ontology annotation, biological process: translation.
CAGACAAUCCGUCAUCUGUCAGUCCAUACAUCGCGUUUUGAGGUUAUGUUAUGAAAAUAAUACAGAGACAAAUUUAUAAUUUUAACACCUAAAACUCUUUUUAUCCUAAAACAAAUAGCUAUUAUCAUGCUUAGUGCUUUAAGAAACACUAUUAACACUCCUGUCCGCAAUGUUUUAAGGUUAUUCCAAACCUCAGCACCACAGUCCAUUGAAGACAAGAAAUGGAAUUACAAAAAGAUACCAAAGGACGAUGACGGGGUAGCGGGGGAAAAGAUAGUGGACUUGGACUCGAUGAUUAAACAGAAACAAAACCUAUUCCCAACACUAGAGUCAGACGACAUGCUGUUCGACGGCACUCCGUACAAGCAGCUGGCCGUGGCCAAUGUGCGGGUGACACACAACAACACCAUCGUGAGCAUCACCGACUCCGCCGGAGUCAUCAAGAUGAUCCGCUCCUGCGGCAUGGACGGCUUCAAGAACACUAAGAAGGGAACCAAUAUUGCUGCUCAAACUACCGCCUUCACUUUGGCUACUAAAGCCAUUGACAAAGGCUUCAGGACAGUGCGCGUGAAGGUGAGGGGCCUGGGACCAGGCAGAUUGGCUGCCAUAAAAGGUCUGCAAAUGGGAGGGCUGGACAUAGUCUCGAUCACCGACACCACCCGGGUGUCAUGGAACCCCCCCCGGCCCAGGAAAGCAAAGAGAUUGUAAAUAUAAUGUACACUGUAUUGUAAUUUAGUCUUAGUAAUAAAUGUUUAAAUGUU